Protopolystoma xenopodis is the source of this 306-nucleotide messenger RNA. The record is from the annotation of a GenBank genome assembly. Lineage: Eukaryota; Metazoa; Platyhelminthes; Monogenea; Polystomatidea; Polystomatidae.
AUGGGCCACCAAUCAGAAGUCGACAAUCAUUUCUACUUCAGAUUCUUGCCUGUAGACAGUCAAGACCUUCGGCUCCACAACUAUCCGAUCUCCUUACCUUCAUACUCGUCUUGUCACUUGAGCCAGUUCGCCGGAUCAAACCUUCCACGAGGCCGUCAGGUCGUCAUGCCUCUUCUCGGCUCACUGCAAGCCACACUGUCUCAGCGUAAAGGGCACUUGUUCUUGCAGCGUCUUAAUUGCAAAUCACCUCCUCCUUUGCACAUCUUCAAACAGCACCACUCCGUCAUACCAUUCCAUUCCACGUGA